Hibiscus syriacus is the source of this 2097-nucleotide messenger RNA. RefSeq names its product inositol phosphorylceramide glucuronosyltransferase 1-like. Gene Ontology annotation, molecular function: glycosyltransferase activity. The record is from RefSeq and is a predicted model, not a curated record. Lineage: Eukaryota; Viridiplantae; Streptophyta; Magnoliopsida; Malvales; Malvaceae. The coding region runs from base 193 to 1833 and encodes 546 amino acids. The transcript is spliced from 9 exons.
AACAAAGAACAGUCCACUACGAAACGAUACCGUAAUCAAGAGCAAAAUUAUCGAAGGGAACCUUCUUCUUCCUUGGUCAAUUUCUUCACGCUCAUCAAAGGUUUAAAUUCAAACUUAAUUCAACACAAAAGAAUAAAUUUUGUUUCCUCGAGAAUCUACGGAUCAUUUUCAGAAGAAAAACAUUUGAAUAAUAUGAAACUCCUAAAAACCUGGGUCCUGUUUCUGUUCCUUCUGAUUACGAUCCAAUCUAAGGCGUGGUUGGGGGUUAAAGCUCAAACUUCAAAGGAUGAAGCUUAUGUGACACUACUUUACGGAGAUGAGUUUCUAUUGGGGGUUAGGGUUUUGGGGAAAUCUAUAAAGAACACUGGGUCAUCUAAAGACAUGGUUGUUUUGGUCUCUGAUGGCGUCUCUGAUUAUUCCAAGAGACUUCUCAAGGCUGAUGGGUGGAUAGUGGAGAGGAUAAGUUUAUUGGAGAAUCCAAAUCAAGUUCGGCCAACGAGGUUUUGGGGUGUCUACACCAAAUUGAAAAUUUUUAAUAUGACUAACUACAAGAAAGUUGUGUAUCUUGAUGCGGAUACUAUAGUAGUCAAAAGCAUUGAAGAUUUGUUUCAAUGUGAGAAAUUCUGUGCCAAUUUGAAGCAUUCUGAGAGGCUGAAUUCAGGAGUCAUGGUAGUGGAACCAUCUAAAGCUAUUUUCAAUGACAUGAUAGCCAAAGUUAAAAGUUUGCCUUCUUAUACUGGAGGAGAUCAAGGGUUUCUGAAUUCUUACUACCCUGAUUUUCCAAAUGCACAUGUUUUUGAUCCUAAUAUGCCUCUGGAUGUGUUGAAAUCCCGACCCACUCCUAAGAUGGAGCGUCUCUCCACUCUAUAUAAUGCAGAUGUUGGUCUUUACAUGCUUGCCAACAAGUGGAUGGUAGAUGAGAGUGAACUUCGUGUUAUUCACUAUACUCUUGGUCCUCUUAAACCUUGGGAUUGGUGGACAUCUUGGCUCUUAAAACCAGUUGAUGUCUGGCAGAAUGUUAGGGAACAGCUUGAAGAAUCACUUCCUGGAACUGGUGGAGGCAAAAAUCCGAAUGACGAGCUUCUGAUCAAACUCCUCUUUGUUUUACCUUUAUGUGCUCUACUUUUUUGGUACUAUCGUUCUUUCCUUCAGAUAAGGGUUUCAAUUUGCAGAACUUUAUUGGGCAAUCAGAUCAGACACCUUUACUACAUAAUUAGGUCAAGCAGAAUAACUGCUUACACAAGUGUUUCUUCGUCUUCCACCAUUAAUGCAAACAAUCAGUUUUCUAACAGCGGAGAGACCAAGGUGCCGCACUACCUUGGUGGGAUUUCAAUUCUCGUUUCUUUUAUGGCUGCUGUGGUGUCCCUUGGAUUUGGUAUAGCAAUUGUGCCUCGACAAGUGAUGCCGUGGACUGGUUUGCUUUUGAUGUAUGAGUGGACAUUUACUACCUUCUUUCUUUUGUUCGGAGCUUUUCUUCAUUUGAUUUAUCAAUGGGGAAGGAGAACGGCAACUCCAUCAGGAUCAGUUUCCUCUUAUACGGAUUCUUUUGAUUCGGAUACUCAAAAAGGUCAUCAGCGGCAUGCAUCCUCUUGUGAUGUUACAACUUGGUACUACGGGCUCGGGAUGGCGUUUUUGGCUAUAGCUGCCCCAUCCUUACCAUGUAUUUUUGGGAUCACUGCUCUUUUCUUGAGAUUGGGUCUAAUGGUGGUUGGAGGGCUUAUUUUAGCUUCUUUCAUGGCAUAUGCAUCGGAGCAUCUUGCGAUCCGCUCGUUCUCGAAAGGUCUUGAACACCGGGACUCCACACCCUCAAGAAGUGCAUGUUUCCUGUGUUGAUACCAAGCUUUUGUAAGUUAUCGAAUAUAUUAUCAGGCUCAGUCAGAGACGGGUGUCGGAUACAGAAAAUGAAGAUGGAUGGAUCGCUCACGUUGGAAUAUGUAUGGAGCACAUGAAUGCUCCAAGGAAAACGAAGAAUCUCGGUAACAUUCGCUAAUAGCUUUAUUUUCUGUUUAAUUUGUAUUUUAUGUAACAUACAAUUACAAUGGUUGAUGUGUGUAUCGUUGCAGAAAAAUGUCAAAUUAGAAUUUAAAAAAUUAUUUU